Molecule: messenger RNA, 1361 nt
Organism: Prorocentrum cordatum
Lineage: Eukaryota; Dinophyceae; Prorocentrales; Prorocentraceae
Source: the annotation of a GenBank genome assembly
GAUGCAGUACACUCCGCGCCUGAUGGCCAUGAAGUCCGUGUGGGAGGACGUCAGCACCAAGUACAAGAAGGUGGCGAUGCAGCGCCCCGCCAUCAUGGACAUCGACGUGCUGUAUGCCGAGUUGCCCAUCGACAGGCAAGUGCGAAAGUCGACGGUUGUCAUCAAUGACAACAAGUACAAGGGCGCCCAGGGCUCCUAUCCAAGUCUCGGGAAGUGCUCGGAUUCGGACUCCUUUGCAGACCAGGUUCAGAAGCAGGCGGGCUAUUUCUGCGGCAGGUCAAAGCAUGAGAAGUGCGCGACGGAGGAGGAGUGCGAGCGCCUCGGCGGCCGGUUCAAGAAGAAGUAUUGCAUGGAGGCGAAGAAGGGCUCUGGUGCGAGCUGCGGCUGCUGCAAGGAGAUUGGGCGCCACGACUCCAUGCGCUCUGGCGGCUCCAUGAACGUGCAGAUCAACGUCCAGUGGUUUGCCCCUGUGGUGAAAAGGUUUUUGUGCGCGCCCGUAGAGGCAAAGUGGGCCAAGACUGGCGCCUCCACGGUCUACAUUGGCAUGGGGUGGGGCACCGAGGGCGACGUCGAAGGGCUGGAUAUCGACCUUUCGCUCGUGCCGCUGAACAAGAGGAAGGAGUACAUCAAGGAUAAGGUCAUCUACUUCAACAACAAGCAGCCGAAUAGCUUGAGGUGCAGUCAUGGCAGCUACGGCUAUGCGAUGCAGGCCUUUGCCGACGACCGGUCUGGUGAUUCUCCGGGCGACGACGAGCUGGUCAAGGUGAACCUGGACUGCCUGACGAAGCAGUUCACAGACAUCGAGACGAUCGUGGUCGUGGCGAGCAUUUACAGGCCGCAGAAGCUUACCUGGAACAUGCUGGACUCGGUGUACAUGCGCCUCAUCUCGGGCGGCCACGAGGAGCAGCGCGGCCAGUCCUUCCUCGUCCGCGACGCGGACUCCCUCCGCAGCUUCGUGCGCCUCUCCGGCGACUCCCAGAAGGCGAAUCCCAACAUGGAGCACAACACCCUUGCAGUCGGGAUGCUCUUUAAAGAGACGAGCGGCGAGUGGGCCUUCGCAGGGCUCAUGGAGGGAAUGAAGGGGACCACCGCCCUCCACGCGCAGAAGCCCCUCGAGAAGUUCAUGAAGACGCUCAACUACCCGAUCAGGGACGAUUGGGAUGCCGACAUCGACGACGAGUCGGACGUGGCGAAGACGGAGCCGUGCGUCAGUCAGGACAGCUCUCCAUCGAUCGAUAACGAUGUUCCAACCAUCGGCUAGCUCUCCAGAUGUCCACGAACGAGGUGCGGAGCCGCUCGUAGCAGUUCUGAAAGUCGCGCUCGAUGAUGGGAGCAGGACUGACUAUAAGCGAGCCUGCUCG